Molecule: messenger RNA, 4347 nt
Organism: Ailuropoda melanoleuca (giant panda)
Lineage: Eukaryota; Metazoa; Chordata; Mammalia; Carnivora; Ursidae
Gene: PRR16
Product: proline rich 16
Exons: 2
Coding region: 1227-1931 (234 amino acids)
Biological process (GO): positive regulation of cell size; positive regulation of translation
Source: RefSeq, a predicted model, not a curated record
UUAUAUCUUAUAAAUUGGUAUAGAGGAAUGAAUCUAUUUUCCUAAGCCAGAUAUCUCAUGUACGCCAUUUAAGACUCUAAGGGCACUCCUGUGUCUUACCCAUUGUCGAUAUAGACUCUUACCUACAGAAUUCAUAUCCAGUCUGUGUUGCUGGCUUACUGGGUAGUUUCUUUUUUCUGAGCUCUGAUCUGCUUGCCUGGGGCCCUGUGAUGGGCUGAAUGUUUAUGUACCCCCAAAUUCUUGUGCGGAAGCCAUCACUCCCAAGGUGAGGGUAUUAGGAGGUGGGGCCUUUGAGAGGCAAUUAGGUUUAGAUGAGGUCACGAGGGUGGGGUCCUCAUGAGGAAAUCAGUACUCUUGUAGAAAGAGACCAGAGAGCCUGUUCCCUCUCUCCUCUAUGCCAUGUGAGGAUACAAGAAGAUAGAAGGCCAUUUGCAAACUAGGAAGGGUGUUGUCUAGCCUUCUGAGCCUCUGGAACUGUGAGAAAUAAAUGUUUUUUGCUGUUUAAGUCACCUAGGCCAUGGUAUUUUGUGACAGCAUGCAAACUGUCUAAGACAGGCCCUGAAAACCUGUCUACUAGAGCCUCUUACCUGAGGGACUAGACCUUGCAGUAGUUUUUCAGCGAAUCUUUCUACCUCCGUGCUUUUCCCAUCACACUCGUCUAGAGUUAGACUGCGUUCCCAGAGUCUGGUGGAAGGUUAUCAUUAAGAUAAGUGACUACUUUCUAGAGGACAGUCCCAUGUGAUAAAUGACCUGUCACGUUGGCCCAGGCCCUAUCUUGUGCUGGCCCUCUCUCCUUUCCACCCAUCUCCACUGUGGUUCACUGUGUCUUUUGGAUUAGGAUACAGAAUGUACGGCAUUCGUGUGAGUUUCAUAUGGGUACAAGGUAGAUUUCUAACAUGAUCUGACACAAGUUUUAGUUUAACUGAAUUUACUAGGUCCUUUCAUUGUUCCUGUGGUCUUACAUUCAUCGCCACUACCUGCCGGACAAAUGAUUAUAGGACAAAUGAUUAUAAGCUUCGUGCUGUGAGUUGAUUGCUUCUUGGCAUAUCAGUCAUCUUUCAGGAGAGUGGGGGAAUCCGGAGAACCUGAUGCAUUUGGAGCCAGGCACUGUGCAGGGAUGACAGGGGGAUGCAGUUGCCAGGACAAGACCUUAAUCAGCUGGCUUUCCAAAAAAGGUGGUUGACCAGAUUGAUACCCUGACCUCCGACCUACAGCUGGAGGAUGAGAUGACCGACAGCUCCAAAACGGACACGCUGAACAGUAGCUCCAGUGGGACCACCGCCUCCAGUAUCGAGAAGAUCAAAGUGCAGGCCAACGCACCCCUCAUCAAACCCCCAGCGCACCCGUCCGCUAUCCUCACCGUCCUGAGAAAGCCAAACCCCCCGCCGCCCCCCCCGCGGUUGACCCCUGUGAAGUGUGAAGAGCCCCAGAGAGGGGUGGCUUCGGUCCAUCCCGUGAAGACGAACGGCACCCUCCUGCGAAACGGAGGCUUCCCCGGGGCACCGAGCAAAAUUCCCAAUGGAGACAUCUGCUGCAUCCCUGCUGGUACCUUGGACAAGUCUCCGGGGCCGCCCCUGAUGCACAGACCUGAAAAAGACAGGUGUCCCCAGGCAGGGCCUCGGGAGCGAGUUCGGUUUAAUGAAAAAGUGCAGUACCAUGGCUAUUGUCCCGACUGUGACGCCCGGUAUAACAUAAAACACAGGGAGGUCCACUUACACAGCGAACCCGUCCACCCACCGGGAAAGCUUCCUCCCCCAGGCCCUCCCCUCCCUCCUCCACCCCACCUCCCUCCUUUUCCGCUGGAAAACGGGGGACUGGGAAUAAGCCACAGUAACAGCUUCCCCCCUCUCAGACCUGCAACUGUGCCUCCUCCCACUGCACCAAAACCACAGAAGACGAUCUUGAGGAAAUCAACCACUACAACAGUGUGAUGUAUGCCAUUUCCAAAACCUUUCUGUUUUUGUUUUUUUAAUUUCUAUGUUAUAAACAUAAAAUAAUAAGUAAUGAGCACUUUCUACUCAAGCAAUAAAAAGCCCAAAUAUAUUAAUCCUGCAUUCAGCAAAGUGGCAUAAAGACCACCUGGUAAGUAUGCCGUAUGUUGUUUAUAUCCCGGGUAUACGGUGUUUAAAAAGUUGCAUCAUCAGAAACCACAGAACCAUGAAAAAGCUGCGUUUACUGUUUUUUGUGUGUGUGUGUGUUUUUUUUUUUCCAACCGGCCUAUGCUAAAGGGUGACCUGUAGAUUUCAAACGGUCUGAUUUACUAUCAGAGAUGGGAUUAGAUUCAUUUUAUCCAUGCCUAACUCAUCUAUGCAUUAAUAACAUGUCAUCCUCCUAACUUUGACCAGAUGCUUUUUAGGAAGAAAUUUUAAUACCGAAGGACUAUUUUAUUAUUUUUUCUAAAGAUGUUUGUCACUAGUUUUACAUUAUGAAAUGCCAAGAACAAUACCAAAAAGUUUAUUUUCUAUACUCUACAAUUAUGAUUAUAUGUUCCUCUCGAUAUGUAAUGAAAGAUUUUUGUCUGUGGAAAUACCAUAUGUCAAUAAACAACCGUAUGUAAUGGCAAAAGCACAUGUUCCUCAGAGCGAAAAUGCAGUAGUGGUUCCUUGAAUCCCGUGUUAAUAUUCAUCAAAAUGGGUGACUACGCUGACCGUGUUUGGAGAAGAUUACAGUGAGUAUAUGGCAGCAUUUUCUAAAUUAAAUAUCAUUAUCAGGUCACAAGUAGUACUUUACACAUUUUCACAGUAUGUCUUGUGGUUUCCCCAAGACCGUAUAUUGAAGGUCUCAUGACCCAAUACAUGGCCAAGCCCUUUAUAGCCUCCUCUCACUCGGCCUCCCUCCCGGACACACCAUAAACCAGGACACGUAAGCUGUGGGAUGAUUUGCCUCCUUCGUCAGCAAGUUCUCUGCCUCCCCAAGGGAAUCCUAUUUAUAAGAGAAUCAUAGCGGAAAAUAAGGAUACUUCUGGAAUAGCAUAUUUUUAGUAUCAGCCUUAAUGAUGUUUCCCCUCUGAAUUGAAAUAUGCCAGGGGUCUUUGUUAUUUUAUAGAAGGAAGAGAAGAAGUCCUUUCCUCCUGACAUCUUAUAGAGGUCCUUCUCUUAAGCCUAACUCGCCAGCUUGUCACUUACCCACCCAUGGAUCAAGUUCACUUCCCAACUACUGUGAUUUGGAUUGAUUGGCUAUUUUGCUCUGGAACUAGAAAUGAGGUUCUCUGUCCAAGAACCAUGAUGACAGGUGCAUACCUGAACACAAGUUGUCCAUUAAGUGGCAAGAGGAGAGGGAGUUAUCUUUGGUGAAAAUUGGUUUAUUGUGCAGCUUAAUAAAAAAAUAUUAUAAUCUUUUGGACUAUUUGGCUUUUGAUCUCAAAACUUUAAUCUUUGUUGCUACAGGGAAGUAGUCCUAUUUCUUUGUUGCCUUUUUCAAAUCAUACGAUGGUAAUCUGGCAUACUGGUUUUUCAACAACUUCCUAUUAAAAGAUGAUAACAUACCUUAGGCAGAAUGACAGAAAGAAAAUAGGCAUUACUUUUUGAAGGAACAAGUAAAUGAGUAAAAAAAAACAGAGGAUGUCAUCUUACAAAUUUACUCAGCAUGAUUUUCGUUCCUAUGUGUGUUGGCCGUGAAGAUAAUGUAAGCACAAUAAAUCCAUUUUUUUCUUCAGAAAGUUACAGAACAUAAGACCAAUAAUAAAGAAAAGCCAUAAUCUAAAAUAUAUUAAUUGUGUGAUAAGUAUGUUUAAUAAACCUGACCCAAGUAAACACAGAAUUAACUUCCCGAAUACCAAACUAAUAUAUUCUUAACUUUUUCAUGCAUUCAUUUAGGCUUGAUAUAAAUAAACCCAAGCUUUCAUCAUCUUUCUUGAUUUUAGUAAUUGCUUUCUUUCAAAUGUGCAUCCAGCGUUAGACCAUAUGGUGUUAUGAGCAGUCUUUGAAGACAUGCAACUUCUCCCUUCAGCUCAUCUUCCUUUCACAGCCAGUUACCGUGACCUAAUAAUUAGCUUUUCGUUGGAAAUGCUGACCCCUGUCAAUGUCUGGGAGCCAGUCUGGAUCUCAAGGUAAGAGCUUCCUAGCAAUGACAAAUCACUCACGGAGCAGAUAACUUAAUUGCAAUGAAGUAUGCUGAAUAAGCUGAGUAAUUCAAGCUGAUGGGAGAAGGACAUUGAAACAAGUGCUUAGCCACAACCCGUGAGGCUCAAAGUCUUCUCUCUUUCUCAAAGUAGAGACAAGGGGACCCCAUGAACAACCAUCAUUUUAAGUGUGUCAUUGGUGACCGAUGCCAAAAAUGGCAACACCUGUUCUGGUUCAACACAUUUACAAGUAACUUUUGGUCUAGAAGGCGGAGUCAAAUCCCAAC